Messenger RNA from Anopheles maculipalpis, 2136 nucleotides. RefSeq lists its product as uncharacterized. The record is from RefSeq and is a predicted model, not a curated record. The transcript has 5 exons. The coding region runs from base 1 to 2136 and encodes 711 amino acids. NCBI's taxonomy places the organism in Eukaryota, Metazoa, Arthropoda, Insecta, Diptera, Culicidae.
AUGACCAAUCUUGCCCGCCAUUAUCCAGAUCAGGGGAACGGGUUUGGAUCCGGUAGCUCCAUCCACGACUAUCCAGAACAUCUAAAUCCGUUCUACGAGGAUGAAAAUCACAAACGACUACGGUUCUGGGAUCGUAAGUCACAUCGGCGCGGCAGCUUGUCCAGCCUGCGCGAUGGAUUCCGUGAGUUGUGGCAAUAUUCAUCAAACCGUUUCGGAAAGAAACGCUCUUCGACGCUGGGGAUAAACAAAACUUCCGAAAGCCCUCCGCCACUGCGAAGGGAUACGUACGAUCUUGACUCGAUCGCCGGCACCAGUGGGUAUCGCAACACGGUAAAUGCUCCGGGCUAUGGUACGACACGCGAAAGCCAAUCCUACACCACGACACCUCUGUUCGUCCGGCAUACGCGUUACCGUAGUUCCUUGCAAGACUAUCAAAAGGACAACAACAACGAUGAAAUUGGAUUUAUGAGGAAUGAUCGCUACCGAAGUACGAUUCAAAAUGGGUACGCCACGUACAACUCGGGGAUGGUAACGUCUACGCCAAGAAAAAAGCAAGCUCCUCCCAAACCUACUACACCAAGGGUACCACUACAGCAGCAGUACAACAAUGUCAAUCCUUUCGAUGUCGACGUGGAACCGGAAGGGGACACUUUGUCUACAGUUAGCGUAGACAGUAGUUACAGCAGUACACUACGAUCACACACAUCAGGAACAAGAACUCGCACAAAACGACGAGCGCCACCACCUCCCCCUGUCGCUGUUAAACCUGCAAAUCGUAUCGUUUCCACCCCUGAAGAGCCAGCUGCAGAAGAUGCUCAAAAUGAGGACCUCCGCAAUCUUACCGCUGAAAUUGAAAGCUUUGUGCGCAUUUCAUCGGUAAACGGUGAUGCCACUGCAAAGGACACAUCUACCGUACGGUCGAAUGUGAACGUAGAACCGCAGCGAGCGCACCAACCGCAUGAUGUAAAUAAUAAUAGCGCACAGGCUGAGAUUCCUACAACGAUAUCAACGAUAGAGAAUGAAAUUGUCGAAUCGGAUGUCGGAAUUGUUGCUAAAGAAUCUGCUGAGGUUAAGAAAAUUAUUAAUACCGAACCGAAAAUUAUACAAAAAGAAAGUAAUGAGGUCAUUACAAUCGACAACACGAAACCUGCGGUUGUAAACUCUGGCACAGCCAUUACCGUAGAUACUGUUGGCACUGUUCCGGCAGAAAAGAGUCCUAUUCCUUCGCCCAGGAAAAAGGUUGACAAAACUCAACCGGAAGUUGGCCACGAAGAACCACAGGAAGUAAUAGCUCCCAAAGGAGAUAUCGAUUUUGAGCAUCUGGCUCUCCCUGCAACUCCAGUUCCCAUACGAAGGUCCAAUCGUGAAAAUCGAGAAAAGUACAUUACUCAAACUGUUACCACUGAAACAUACAAGGUGAUGAACGAUAAGCCAACUGUGCCGAAACCUAUUUCACCGACUACCGAGCAGGUCGAUGACGAAGGUCCAACAACAACGAUUAUAGUGGAUAACUUGCAGUACAAGCAUAAGGUGGCUCCAAUCCAUACAGAAAUCAGCAGCAAGAUCGAAACCGCCCGCAUGAAGAUCAGUGAAUCGACCGGCAACCUGCCGACGAUUGCGAGUGAAAACACCGCCAAUGACAGACGCCGUUCGGUGAAAGACAUUAUCGAGUCAAUCAACAAGAGCCAAAGUAUGCUUAAGGUUAACCACGAACAGUCGUCAACCGCCAACGGGCUGCACGAGACUCAAUCAACCGACAGCAUGGUGCGCAACAUACGCGAGCUUAACGAGCGUGAAAAGGAGAUCCAAAAUUUGUUGCAGGAUAUUGAUGCACGUUACGGGACGAGCAGCAGUGGUGAUGCAACUGGCAGAGUCAGCGAGCAUGUAAUGGUUCCCGGACGGGGAUCGUACUAUGAUAACGUGACCGAUGACAAUCUUAACGAUAACCUGGACGACAAAAACAACAUGUACGCUGCGUCGGGCUUUAGGAUUAAGAAAAGUCCUACCAAAACGGUCAUCAUUGCGGAGGGGGGUGAUGAUCAGCAGUUUCAAGAUUGCAUCAAUUGGAAUCCACUACCAAAGCCUAGGCGUAGCCAUAUUUUGGUAGAAGACGGAGCAGAUGGCGAUAAAUCCUAA